AUGGGUUUAAAUGCUUACCAAUUUGAUCAAGUCAAAGUGAGGAAUAAUCUUGCUCGUACGGUCAUCCUACAUGAAUACCCACUUUCAAUGGUUGACCACAUUGGGUUUAGAGAAUUUGUGAGCUCUCUUCAACCUUUGUUUAAGCUUAUCUCAAGAAACACUUUGAAGAGUGACAUUAUUAAAAUUUAUGAUAAUGAGAGGAAGAAAGCUUUGAAGAUGACAAACAAGAAUGGAAGUAGGAUGGCAAUUACAAUUGAUAUGUGGACUUCAAGUAACAAAAAGAGAGGGUCCAUGGUCAUUACCACUCAUUUUAUCAAUCAAACUUGGAUGUUGCAAAGCCGGGUUUUAAGGAUUGUUUAUGUUCCAUCUCCACACACGAAAGAUGUCCUUGUUAAAGUCCUUGUUGAUUGUUUUUUUGAGUGGAACAUUGAUAGGAAGUUGUCCACAAUAACUGUUGAUAAUUGUAGUACUAAUGAUAUCAUGAUAAGACUUCUCUUGAACAAGCUUGAUACUAGUUCUCUUAUGUUGAGUGGGUCUAUGUUGCAUAUGAGGUGUGCUGCACAUAUUUUGAAUUUGAUUGUUCAAGAUGGGUUAUCUCUUAUUGGUGAUGGUAUUGAAAGGAUUCCUGAUAGUAUGACUUAUUGGACUGGAUCAACAAAAAAGAGGCAGAAAUUUGAUGAAAAUGCACGUCAAUUGCAUCUUCAAUGCACCAAAGAGUUAGUCUUAGAUUGUAAGACACAUUGGAAUUCAACUUACUUAAUGCUUUCUACUGCAUUGAUUUAUAAAGAUGUUUUCUCUCGUUUGGAAAAACAUGAAGCAUUUUAUACUUGUUUGCUAACUGAAUAUGAUUGGGAGGUAGCUAAAGAUAUUUGUGGGAGGUUGGAAUUGUUUUAUAGUGUAACUGAGUUUUUCUUUGGUUUUAAGUACCCCACAACUAAUAUGUAUUUUACUUUGGUGUGUGAGUUGAAAAUAGCAUUGAAUGAAUGUAAUUUGUCUUCAAAUGAGAUGAUAAGUAGCAUGGCAGAAAGCAUGCUUGCUAAAUUUAAUUCUUAUUGGGUUGAUGUUAACGUUGUUAUGGCUGUUGCUGUUAUCUUGGAUCCAAGAUAUAAGAUAAAGUUGUUAGAGUUUUAUUAUCCUAACAUUUAUGGUGAUAAUUCUGAUUUGGAGAUUGAAAAAAUUAAGAAUAUUUGUUAUGAUUUGCUUGAUGAGUAUGGAGAUGUAGAUGAGUCCCCUGUAGAUAAUGAAAGAAGUUCUCAUAUUCCUGUAAGUACUUCAAAUUAUGUGGCACAAAUGAAAUGUAGGUUGAGUGGGGCAAUGUCAUCUUUUAAUUUGUUUGUGAACAAUAGUUCAAGCAGUUCAAAGAAACACGGGAGUGCUAGAAUGAAAUUUGAUCAUUUCAUUGAUGAGGGAGUGUUGAAGAGGAAUGAAGAAUUUGAUAUUUUGGCAUAG
This is a messenger RNA of Quercus robur (English oak), 1449 nucleotides long. RefSeq names its product zinc finger BED domain-containing protein RICESLEEPER 2-like. Gene Ontology annotation, molecular function: DNA binding. The transcript has 2 exons. Bases 1 to 1449 code for a protein of 482 amino acids. NCBI's taxonomy places the organism in Eukaryota, Viridiplantae, Streptophyta, Magnoliopsida, Fagales, Fagaceae. The record is from RefSeq and is a predicted model, not a curated record.